CACUAAGUGCUGCGCGAACAUUAUUGCUGUAGUUAUUGUUGUAAGCCAGAGACCAACCCCCUGCGGUAAUCAGCAGGAUUUGAGAUGGCGCCGUCACGACCGCCACCAAUACGCAGAGGGUUGUACUGCUGAGAUGGCUCAUGAGCGCACACCCGCUACAAUAUAUAUUCGAAGAGUUGUUGUGAUGGUCGAAUGAAUAUAAAACUAAUGAGUACCCUUCGAUGGCUGUUUAGUUGGUAAAGAAGCGCGCUACGGGAAACAACGCAAUAGAAAAACAAAAGAUCACACAAAAACCUAACAACAAAAUAUCGAUAUACGCGUGCUAAAAAUGCCUACUAUGGAAAGUGAAACGUAACGUACCGUUACUGGGUCGUUAAGUGAAAAAGUAUUGCGUGGCGCGCCGUCUUAGCGACAAGUGUCCAAACAAAGACUGUUGCAACAAAAAAAAAAGUGUAAAACAGCAGAAUGUCUUCGUGUUAUAGCGGCUUCGAUGAUCGCUCUUUUGAAUUUGAAGACUCUUCAUACGACAGUGGUUACGAGAAAAGCUUCGAAACAGACUGCAAUGUAACGCCGCGUAAACUUUUCUUCGAUAAUGGCGCCGAUUGCUAUGCCGCCACCGCCGAUUCCCCACUAGCGGCCAGCUGUUACAAUACCAAUGGCGUUGGAGCUCCAGUAGCCUCAUUUUCAGCGCUACUCGAUACGAGCAGUAAUCACAGCACACGCAGUGCGCGCACACUAGUCGAACAUGUGAUCAGCAAAGCGCCACCGCUGACGGAGUCCGAAUUCGCGCCCAAACUAACAUCAACGCCGACAAAGAAUCCCGAUGGGGUCGCGGCCGAUGGCAAUGGUGAUCAACCAACUGAACCGCGUCCCAAGCGCAAAUAUGCCGUCGGCAAAAAUCGUGUAACGCGUUCGCGCAGCCCCACACAAGUGGUGCGCAUCAGAAAGUUUCGACGCAUGAAAGCCAACGAUCGUGAACGCAAUCGCAUGCAUAUGCUGAACGAUGCGUUGGAGCGGCUGCGCGUCACGCUGCCCUCAUUGCCAGAGGAGACAAAGCUGACGAAGAUCGAGAUACUACGCUUCGCGCACAACUACAUAUUCGCGCUCGAGCAGGUGCUGGAGAGUGGUGGCACAAUUAAUUUGGACCUGGAAAAGUUGCAGAAUUUCACGCUCAGCGGCGAACGCAUUACCAAGGAAUUAUUCGAUGCGAUUUUCGUCAAUCCUCAACCGUACACAAGCAUCUUUAGCAUGGGCUGCAGCAGCAGCUUUGCCGGACGCGUGCCAUAUCCGCAACAGGCGACGACGAUGAUGCCCACCGCCGGACACGCCUUCCUCGAGCAGCAACAGCUGCUGCAACGCGGCCGUCCGCCGCAAGGUUAUGCCUACGGCAGUGAUGUGCGCCCCUAUAAUGUGCAGCAUGAAACGCAUAAUCCGGCAAUGCAUCCACAUUUUUCGCAGGAGAAAUAUGAAUUGUAUAGGAGCACUUUCGAAGCAGCAGCCAAUAUGCGGCCCACAUCUGCCGCCAUCUGUGCGGAGGAGGCGAAACAAGCGCACAUCGUAGCGGCGGAUUGCCAAACGCAGAUGGCUUACAACCAGCGACCAACGAAUACCACGAAUUGCUAUCUGGCGGAGAAUCAGUUGACGACGGUCAGUGCAGUAACACCACCCAUGGUGCCUCAGCGCACCGCAAGAGUGCACGCGCAGGCGUCUAUGUUGCAUCAGGAUAGCAGUUUCUACACACAAACACCGCCUUGGAUGGAUUAUACCGAGGUGAUGGCGACGAACAGCGGCAACCACAGCGGUUUCGAGCAGUAUACGAGCGUAUAGCAGUGGCUGCUAGGAGCGCGUGUAGUGUGCAUUAAAACCGGGACUAUUCGGGUAGCUUAAGUGAGUGAGUUGAAAGUCAUAGGUUUUUAGUUAGAUAUCAAGCAAGCUAUAGGUGCACUGAUGGUGAUAUUUCGAUUGAUUUUGGGUUGUAUGGAUGAUUUUAGGAUUGAGUACCUAGCCACAGCGCUGCGGUG
Rhagoletis pomonella (apple maggot) is the source of this 2021-nucleotide messenger RNA. RefSeq names its product basic helix-loop-helix neural transcription factor TAP-like. Lineage: Eukaryota; Metazoa; Arthropoda; Insecta; Diptera; Tephritidae. Gene Ontology annotation, molecular function: protein dimerization activity. The coding region runs from base 466 to 1827 and encodes 453 amino acids. The transcript has a single exon. The record is from RefSeq and is a predicted model, not a curated record.